Molecule: messenger RNA, 975 nt
Organism: Striga hermonthica
Lineage: Eukaryota; Viridiplantae; Streptophyta; Magnoliopsida; Lamiales; Orobanchaceae
Source: the annotation of a GenBank genome assembly
AUGAUUUUCGACUACGCCGCCGCCGACCCCCGCGCAGCUCUUGCGAAGCUCUCGGCCGUCCAGUCCCGCGUCGACGCCGUCCGCAGGUUCCUCUCCGAUUCAGUCAACUCUCGCACCCCACUCGGUCAGAGCCAAAACGACGCCGUUUCGUCCGAGUUAUCCUCCGCCAUCCACCAAAUCAUCGUCAACGGCGCCGCCCUCUUAUCAUCCGGCAGCCUUCCCCCCUCCUCGAAGUUUUCAGAUUCUAACCCGCUGAAGCCCGCGGAUCCGAAACCAGAGAUCCAACUGGAGGAGGACGAAUCGGACGGCUACGAGAUCGUAGAGAUGGACGCUGUGGAGCUCCUGGCCGAGCACGCCCACUUCUGCGAGAUCUGCGGGAAAGGGUUCAAGCGCGACGCCAACCUUCGGAUGCACAUGCGGGCCCACGGGAACCGCUUCAAAACCCGUGAGGCCCUGUCCAAGCCCGACGCCGCCUCAUCCUCCGGCCGGAAAACCCGGUUCUCGUGCCCGCACGCCGGCUGCAACAGGAACCGGCGGCACGAGAAGUUCAGGCCGCUGAAGAGCGCCGUGUGCGUGAAGAACCACUUCAGGAGGAGCCACUGCCCCAAGAUGUACUCGUGCAACCGCUGCAACAGCAAGAGCUUCUCGGUCAUGGCGGAUUUGAAGAGCCACUUGAGGCACUGUGGGGAGAAGAGGUGGAGGUGCUCGUGCGGGACGAGCUUCUCGAGGAAGGAUAAGCUGUUCGGGCACAUGGCGUUGUUUGAGGGGCAUAUGCCGGCGGUGGAAGGGCCGGCGGCUGCGAUUGUUGGGGAUGGUGUGGCUGGAGGUGGAUUGGAGUGUAGGGAUGGCUUCUUUGAUGGUUUUAUGGAUGAAUUUGGUUUGGUUGAUGGUUAUGAAUUUGGGGGUUUGUUGGAUUCAGCUAAUUUUGUGGAUAAUUUAGGAGGUUGUGGAAUUGAGGGAUUAUUUGAAUUUUGA